This is a messenger RNA of Cataglyphis hispanica, 1231 nucleotides long. RefSeq names its product cellular tumor antigen p53 (gene p53). The transcript is spliced from 3 exons. Gene Ontology annotation, biological process: apoptotic process; regulation of transcription by RNA polymerase II. Lineage: Eukaryota; Metazoa; Arthropoda; Insecta; Hymenoptera; Formicidae. The record is from RefSeq and is a predicted model, not a curated record. The coding region runs from base 149 to 1219 and encodes 356 amino acids. Gene Ontology annotation, molecular function: RNA polymerase II cis-regulatory region sequence-specific DNA binding; DNA-binding transcription factor activity, RNA polymerase II-specific. Gene Ontology annotation, cellular component: nucleus.
CUUUCUCGAUCAUACGAAACAAAGAAGCAAGGAAGAAAGGACUUGUCGAGCUAGCGUCCAGCAACCGAUUUUAAAGAGGUGGAUGUUUUUUUCUCUCAACAGUUGACGUUGUCUUUCGGAAUCAAUUUUCAAGUAAAAAUUCAUAAACAUGACGAACACGAAUGCUAUGUCAGAUUCUCAGGAAUCUGCAUUGAUGGAUGAAGAAACAUAUAAAGUUAUAGAACAGCAAUUUGGAGGUACCCUGCCUCUAGAAAGUAUAAACGAAGAAUUGCUUGCUGUCUCGGAAGAUAAGGUUGAUACGAGUAACAAUAUAUAUGCUAUGUUGGAAUCUGUAGAAAAAUAUAAAAAAUUUAAAGAAGAGGAAGAAGAAAUGUAUUAUCCAACACCAGAACUGUUUUCUACAAUGCUCAGUGAUGAAGCUUUCACUGGACAAUUGAAUUUCCAGUACAGUUUAGGAACUGGUGGUACUAAUCAGGAUUGGUCGUAUUCUGAAGCAUUGGAUAAAGUGUUUAUCAAAAUGGAGAAAGUUUUACCUAUGCGAUUCACAUGGGAACCACCUCUGUCAGGUUUGUACUUGCGCACUGCAAUGGUUUUUAUGUUGGAGCAGUACAGAAGUGAUCCAGUAAAAAGAUGCCACAAUCAUAUGGCACCAACCAAUCCCAUUAAUCAUAACAUAGAUCCACAAAGAAUUAAACAUGUGGUUCAUUGUGUUAAUCAUGCUUCAAGCAUCUAUCAGGAGAGAAAUGAACAUCUUUCUAUCUUAACACCGCUUUGCACACCUGAGGCUGGGUCGCAAUAUGUACCAGUAUCUUUCAAGUUUCUUUGCAAAAAUAGUUGCGCAUCUGGUUUGAAUCGUAGACCAACAGAGCUAGUAUUUACUUUAGAAGAUCAUGGAGGAACAGUUUUGGGCCGUCGAAAAUUAUUAGUUAGAGUAUGCAGUUGUCCUAAACGAGAUAGAUUAAAAGAGGAACAGGUAGAAUCGACACCAAUGCCUUCCUCCAAACGAAAAGUUGAUAAUGUUGUUUUACCGUCUGGUAAAAGAAUGCGGUCUUCGUGCGACACGCAUGUUUAUAAAGUUGAGUUAAAUAUUGUUGGCAAAGAUAACUAUUUGCAAGUUCUUAAGAAUGCCUUUGAUAUUAUGGCCGGUCAAGCGGCAAGAACUGGUCAACAUGAAUUCUUUAAACCAUAUAUGGAUGAUAUAUUGCGCAAAAUGCCAUAAAAACAUAACUUU